Molecule: messenger RNA, 2237 nt
Organism: Paralichthys olivaceus (Japanese flounder)
Lineage: Eukaryota; Metazoa; Chordata; Actinopteri; Pleuronectiformes; Paralichthyidae
Source: RefSeq, a predicted model, not a curated record
CGGGUGUUGCCGUGGCAACGGUAACCUCAACGUAACGUCCGUAGAUUUAAAAAGCUGCAGGUGCCUGAGUCCUCCCGCAGAGGACGAGACCCGUAGAAGAAGAAAUGCUCGGAGUCAAACACGCGGAUUACUAAACAAGUUGGACUUCACAGAGAGAAGAAGGAGAAGAAGGAGAAGAAGAAGGAGAAGGAGGAGAAGAAGGAGAAGAUGGAGUUCCAGGCGACGGGGACGGUUCGCUCCACACCGAGUCGACACGAGAAAAGUUUGGGGCUCCUCACGAUGAAGUUUGUGAGUCUGCUACAAGAAGCUAAGGACGGAGUCCUGGACCUGAAGGUGGCUGCAGACAGUUUGGCAGUGAAGCAGAAGAGGAGGAUAUAUGACAUCACAAAUGUCCUGGAAGGUGUGGGGCUGAUUGAGAAGAAAAACAAGAAUAUUAUCCAGUGGAGGGGCGAGAACACAGGAAGCCAAACUCAAGAGAUGCUGGAGCAGGUCAAGGUUUUGAAGGCACAGAUCUCUGAGCUAGAGGCCCAAGAGAAGGAGCUGGACAAGCAGAAGGCCUGGCUGGAGGAAAACAUCAAACACCUGAACCACGUUCCCAUCACCAGCACUUACAAAUUUGUGACACAUGAAGACGUCUGCAAUGCCUUUAGCGGCGACACUCUUCUUGCUGUUGUGGCUCCUGCUGGGACGCAGCUGGAGGUUCCAUUACCUGAAAUGGGCCAGAGCGGUCAGAAGAAAUACCAGGUGAAUCUACGCAGCCACUCGGCUCCCAUCCAGGUCAUCUUGAUCAACAAAGAUUCAGACUCUUCAAUACCAGUGGUCUUCUCUGUGCCACCGACCGACGACAUCUGUUCGAUGCCAACCCCACCGAGCACCCCCGCCAGCCUGCAGAGGUUCCACCUCUCCACGUCUGUGUACUCCACCUCUAACACCACCUCCUCCUACUGCAGCCAGGACUCCCUCUGCUCAGACCACCAGAUGGUGCUACCAGAACUUGAUGAAGUGCUGACAAUGUCGUCCACCCCUCCUGAUGUGCAGAUGGAGUGUCAGCCUGUGGCGGUGUUUGAGCAGCAGCAGAUGGACCUGGCGGGCUCGGAGUUCCAGUCUGUGCUGGACGUGAGCAGCCUGCUGAAGGUCAGCUCUGCUGGAGGCCCCAUGAAGGACGACAGAGACAGUGCUGUUGAUCUCAUCGAUGAGCUAAUGUCUGCUGAUGGGAUGGACUACAGCUUCAAUCUGGACGACAGUGAGGGGGUGUGUGACCUGUUUGACAUGCAGAUCCUAAAUUACUGACGGCUGAUAUUGGACUCUCCUGUGAGCUUAUAUAAUCUGUGAAGAUGCUUCAAACACACCUUUGCUCAUUUUUGUUAUAGUUGCACAGCUGAUACUUAAAAAAAAAAGAAAAAAGCAUCCCGCACACUUAAGACUUCAACACUGAGUACAAGAAUACUUUAUUUACUACACUGCCUCAGUCAACAUAAAACAAAGUGCCUGAAUGAAAAAACCUUAAUAUAUUUACUGAGCCAAGAUUCAAAAGUUUUUACAAGUGGCAAGUUGCAACAUUGCACAGGGAAGUUUGGUGCCUUACUGGAAGAAAUCCAGGACAGAUCCUGUAGCAUCCUACUGAUUCAUUUCCAUGUGAAGUUUGUAUUUUUCCACAUCCGCUGGAAAGAUACUUGAAGACAAUAGAUUUAUUUCCUGUAGUUUAUCAACGUUUGUGACUGUGACAGUGUUUUCCGUCAGAGGACAUUUACAGUAACAUGUUCAGUAUUGGCUUUUUUCUAAUGUUUGAUACAGGGUUCAUGAUCUAGUUCAGGGUAAGUAUGUUUGUUUUCAAGGAAACCAUACUGUGUUAACAGAUUUAUAGUUAUGUCAUAUUGUAUUUAAAGAGUGAAUGCUUUGGUUACUUUUUGUAACCUUGUUCUUGUGAAAAAUGCCAGAAGGUUUUCUUUUCUAUUGUGUCACUGCCAUUUUAGGCCUCUUGAGUUUUUUUGUUUAAAAAUAAUAUUUCGAUUAUUUUACAUUUAUAUAUUUGAGAUUUUUUUUUUUAACUUAAUUUAAGAAAAGACAAUUCUUUGCUCUAAUUUGAAACUGAAGCUGGUUGACUGCCUUAAUUGUAAUUUAGAAAGUUAAUUAUCCAUGUUUCUCAUCUGACACAAUAAAUAUUACAAGCCUUGUGGCUUUUUGAAUAUUUAUAUAUUUUUUUUAAUUACAAGAAGCCAUGUUUUUGUUGCGUUUUG